Dromiciops gliroides (monito del monte) is the source of this 1265-nucleotide messenger RNA. RefSeq names its product purinergic receptor P2X 6 (gene P2RX6). The coding region runs from base 1 to 1248 and encodes 415 amino acids. Gene Ontology annotation, molecular function: extracellularly ATP-gated monoatomic cation channel activity; purinergic nucleotide receptor activity; ATP binding. The record is from RefSeq and is a predicted model, not a curated record. The transcript has 12 exons. Lineage: Eukaryota; Metazoa; Chordata; Mammalia; Microbiotheria; Microbiotheriidae. Gene Ontology annotation, biological process: monoatomic cation transmembrane transport; response to ATP. Gene Ontology annotation, cellular component: plasma membrane; nuclear inner membrane.
AUGGGUGUGCUGGGGUCCCUGCAUGGAUGGGGGCUUCUGGACUACAAGACAGAGAAAUAUGUCCUCACCAGGAACCGGAGGGUGGGUGCCCUCCAGAGGGUCCUACAGCUUGGCAUCCUGGGAUAUGUCAUUGGGUGGUCCCUUCUCUUUCAGAAAGGUUACCAGGAGACAGAGGCUGAUCCCCAGGUUUCAGUGAUCACCAAACUCAAGGGCGUCUCAGUCGCCCAGAUUGAGGUACUAGGAAACCGACUGUGGGAUGUGGCCGAUUACACGAAGCCCCCCCAGGGAGAAAACAUUUUUUUCCUGGUAACUAAUUUCCUUACCACGCCAGAGCAAGUGCAGGGGAUGUGCCCAGAGCACCCCUCGGUUCCCCUGGCCCCCUGUUUGGCUGACACCGACUGUCCUGCUGGAGAGAUGCUGAGACACGGCCACGGAAUCAAAACUGGGAAGUGCGUGGUGUUUAACUCGACCUACCAGACCUGCGAGAUCUGGGGCUGGUGCCCCGUGGAGAGCGGCAGCCCGCCCAGGAAGCCCCAGCUGCUGGAGUCGGAAAACUUCACCCUCUUCAUCAAGAACUCCAUCACUUUCCCCAAGUUCAACUUUUUCAAGACCAACACUUUGGAGACACGGGAUAACACCUACUUCAAGGGCUGCAGGUAUGAUGCCCUCUCCAGCCCUUUCUGUCCAGUCUUCCGGGUGGGGGAUGUGGUGGAGGCAGCUGGAGGGGACUUUGAGGACCUGGCCCUCUUGGGGGGAGUUGUGAGGGUUCAGAUCAGCUGGGACUGUGACUUGGAUCGCUCUGUCUCAGAAUGUCAGCCCCGCUAUUCAUUCUGGCUGCAGGAGAAAGGCUACAACUUCAGGACAGCCUCGCACUGGUGGAAGCUGCCUGGCACGGAAGCCCGAAGACUGUUCAAACUCUUUGGGAUCCGAUUUGAGAUCCUCGUGGCUGGGCAGGCUGGGAAGUUCAGUGUCAUCUCUACAGGGAUCACUCUGGGCACGGGAAUGGCCCUGCUGGGGGGGGUCACCUUCCUCUGUGACCUGCUCUUGCUGUAUGUGGAUGGAGAUGCCCCUUUCUACUGGGGGAAGAAGUAUGAGGAGGCCAAGGCCCCCAAGACCAAAGGGGAGCUGGAGCCAGCCUCCGCACCGGGAGAGCACGAGGCACCUGGGGGCCCUGAGAACCAGUGGGUGCCGGCCACGGAUUCCGAUCUCAGCCUUGGGAAGGGGGACCUGGGUGCUGGCAUGGCCUAGCCUGGGGCUGCCCAAAG